AUGUCAUCUAACUUCCUUACUGAGCCGGCCGUGGCCCCGGAUCUACACAUCCCACACUCACCCCACACUGUGGAUGUUCGAGUCCUAGAUGCAGGCACACUUUUGCACCUCAAACCGGGUCUAUUUUACGAGCCCGCACUGGACGGUUUCGAGGCCCAGCACGUACCCACCUACUGCUUCCUCAUCUCCCACGGCGACCGCCAUGUGGUCUUCGAUCUGGGCGUGAGACAAGACUGGGAGAACUCCGCGCCGAAAUUGGUCUCUCUGGUGCGUGAGGCUGCGAUGAUAACGCGCGGCAGUGACAUCGCGACGCUGCUCAACGAGGAUGCGGAAAGACAUGAGAAGGGUGGUGGUUCCGGGCCCGAACUCGGGAUUCGUCCCCGCGAUGUCGAGGCCAUAGUCUGGUCGCACAACCACUUCGACCACACCGGCGACCCGUCAACCUUCCCGCCCACGACACCACUCGUCCUCGGCCCGGGGGUGCGCGCCGCAUCCUGGCCGGGCUACCCCACUAACCCGGAAUCAAUGAUGCUCGACUCAGAUAUCGCGGGAGGCCGGCCCAUCCAAGAGAUCUCCUUUCAAGCAGGAGAAAAAGGGCACGUCCGCAUCGGCCGCUUCGACGCCUUCGACUACUUCGGCGACGGCUCAUUCUACCUCCUUGACGCGCCCGGCCACGCAGUCGGCCACAUGUGCGGCCUGGCGCGCACCACGGCUGACCCCCCGUCUUUCGUACUCAUGGGCGCCGAUAGUUGCCAUCACAUCGGUGUGCUCCGGCCCACGGCGUAUCUACCGCUGCCCCGUGAUGGCCCGUCGCUUCAGGGGUUGGAGACUCGGGCACAAACGACGCAGACAACGCCAUGUCCCUGUCCCGGCGAGCUCCUCGCCAGCCUGACAAAGACGGGACAGCCUGACAGGUCCUUCUUCGAUGUUGCCAAGGGACCAUAUUUCCUGGAUCAUGAACAGUCCAUGGAUACGGUGGGGAAGCUCCAGGAAUUAGAUGCGUCGGAUGAGGUGUUUAUUGUCAUUGCCCACGACCACACUCUGCGGGAUCGAAUGCCUCUUUUCCCGGAGAAGGUGAACGACUGGCGGGAACGGGGUUUGAGCUCUUCGACGCGGUGGUUGUUUUUGAAGGAGUUUGAGGCGGUGAUUGCAAAACGGGCGGCAGAAAGCUGA
Molecule: messenger RNA, 1173 nt
Organism: Dichotomopilus funicola
Lineage: Eukaryota; Fungi; Ascomycota; Sordariomycetes; Sordariales; Chaetomiaceae
Product: beta-lactamase-like protein
Exons: 2
Coding region: 1-1173 (390 amino acids)
Source: RefSeq, a predicted model, not a curated record